UGAGAUAUAGGAACUUCAUCGAUCAAACUGAUCAUCCAUGGCUUUCAUUUAUAUCAUCAAGACUCUCAAGUCAACAUCGCUCUCCCCAUGUGUUCUUCUACUCCUACAACUACUCCUAGUUAAUGGUCAUAGCGGCCAUGAUGACGGUAGCAGCAGCGACGAGCACGUAGAUCUGCAUUCGAAAAGUUUGGUGCUGGUGAAAGUAUGGUGUUUGAUCAUUUUAUUCGUGUCCACCUUCAUUGGUGGUAUCUCUCCAUAUUUUUAUCGAUGGAAUGAAAACUUUCUUCUCUUGGGAACUCAAUUUGCGGGUGGCGUUUUUCUCGGUACCUCUUUGAUGCACUUCUUGAGCGAUUCAAAUGAGACAUUCCGAGACCUUACCGCCAAGGCGUACCCUUUUGCAUUCAUGCUAGCUUCGGCUGGUUAUAUGCUAACAAUGUUUGGCGAUUGCGUGGUGAUGUAUGUGACGAGGUCAAGCGAAACAGAAGCUAGAGUUGAAGUGGAGGAGGAAAGGGUUGACGAGGAGCAUGGGAGCAAGGAAGUUCCAAUUGGACAUGGAGUCAACCCAGUUUUCUUGCAGACAACUAAUUCUAUAGGAGACACCAUACUUCUUAUUCUUGCCCUGUGUUUCCAUUCAAUUUUUGAGGGUAUUGCCGUUGGAGUUGCAGAUACAAAGGCCGAUGCAUGGAGGAACCUAUGGACGAUAUCAUUACACAAGAUUUUUGCAGCCAUUGCAAUGGGAAUUGCAUUACUGAGGAUGCUACCAAAGAGAGCAUUUCUGUUAACUGCGGCCUACUCUUUUGCUUUUGCUGUUUCUAGUCCCAUUGGAGUAGGCAUAGGGAUUGCCAUUAACGCAACUACUCAAGGAGCUGUAGCUGAUUGGAUCUAUGCGAUUUCCAUGGCGCUUGCUUGUGGGGUUUUCGUCUAUGUUGCAAUCAACCAUCUCAUUGCCAAAGGGUUUACACCACAAACCAAAUGUUACUUUGACACUCCAGCUUUCAAAUUUCUUGCCGUGCUUCUUGGAGUGGGAGUCAUGGCAGUUGUUAUGAUAUGGGAUUAGUUCCAAUUAAUUAUUAGUUAGAACAAAUUUGGUUGUGUUGCGUUUGUGAAAAAAUAAGUAUAUUCCGAUAUAAGUUUGCACUUUAUGAAUUUUAUUACCUUCUUUAAUAAGGGUGUGAUGAUUAAUUAUCCGCGUUUUAGAAACGUAUUAGUACGUACACAUGGACCAUGAAAUGAAAUAUAUCAUCAGAACAUUACGGGGGUGAUUUAAUUUGCCUAUUGACCUGAUUGCUUAUAAUUGUAUAUAUCUUCAUUUCUACUU
Molecule: messenger RNA, 1318 nt
Organism: Argentina anserina (silverweed cinquefoil)
Lineage: Eukaryota; Viridiplantae; Streptophyta; Magnoliopsida; Rosales; Rosaceae
Product: zinc transporter 2
Exons: 2
Coding region: 38-1057 (339 amino acids)
Biological process (GO): zinc ion transmembrane transport
Cellular component (GO): membrane
Molecular function (GO): zinc ion transmembrane transporter activity
Source: RefSeq, a predicted model, not a curated record